Didymosphaeria variabile is the source of this 1035-nucleotide messenger RNA. RefSeq lists its product as uncharacterized. The record is from RefSeq and is a predicted model, not a curated record. The coding region runs from base 1 to 1035 and encodes 344 amino acids. Lineage: Eukaryota; Fungi; Ascomycota; Dothideomycetes; Pleosporales; Didymosphaeriaceae. The transcript is spliced from 2 exons.
AUGCUCAAAUUCUCGCUUACAACAUCGAGGACCGUUGCCUCUGACCCCGAAGACGAACCGAGUCCCUUCACGAGGCCUAUUGUUGAAGAGGAAGAACCUGACGAACCGCAACAGACUGAGGAUGAUGGCGACGACGAACUGCUUACUCACGACGAGGAUGAACACGUCUCUCAGCACACGACCAAGGACAACAAGGCGGCCAAUAAGGAAAACAGACUCACAACGCCCAACAAUGAUGAGACUACGGAUGAUGAUGAAGAAUACUUCCGAACGCCUAUGACUGUCAAGCCGCGCACACCCAUGAGCCGUACACCUGCUAGAGCCACUUCUCCAAUUUCAACCGUCAAUCCACUGGUCGAGCUCUCACCUAGCAAGAAACAUGCCCGCUACAAGCCUGGACACAACCGUAAUCUUUCAUCGAAUACGGUCUUGUUCAGCCCUACGAAGGACAACCAGUCAGCCCGAUCGCAGUCGAGCAUAUCCGACGUGCCUCCUCGCACAGCCAACCGAAGCGGCACCGCAACCCCUGGUCGCAUGCCCCUAGAAGGUGCCCGUAAUUCCGGCCGCAGCGGGACGACGACGCCGGGCCGUAUGCCCAUGGAGGGCCAUCGACCACCCAGACGGCCCGCAACGAAUGCUCCGCUGGCGUCUCGUCCCCGCCCAAUCAUGCCUCCUGCCCAGCUCAGUCGCCAGAACACAAACAUCGCCAACUUCGUCUCUCUUAACCAGCGCCAACGCGAGCCCUCGUUCAAUGCCAUGGCCCUGGAUUUGGCAUCCGACAUCGGCGACAACCGUCCGCAGGCUGGCGCUUUCAGCGGGUUCCCCGCGUCGUUCAAUACGCAGAUCGAGAUGGCUGCCCGGGUCAAAGCGAAGGAUAAGACGGGCAGCGGUGACGAGGAGUCGAAGCGGAUGAGUAGGAUUAUGCUCGCGAGGAUGACUACUGUGAGUGCCUUCCUUCCCUACUACCUUCUCAAUAAUUACGCGGAGAGAAAUGCUAAUUUUAACAGCUGGAGGAAGGUUUCAGAGACGUCCUGA